AUGGCCGCGCUGGCCGCGGCCCCUCGGGCGUGGCUGCUCGCGGCGGCGCUGGGGGCGGCGGCGCCCCUGGCGGCCGAGGCGGUGACGCCCGUGCAGAAGGCCCUCCAGCUGAUGAAGGAAAUGCAGCAGAAGUGCGCCGAGGACCAGGAGACCGAGGCUGUCCGGUACAGUGCGUUCAAGCAGUUUUGCAACGGUACGGACGCUGCGAAGUCGGGUGCCAUCCACCGCGCAACCAUGCGCGUCGAGAAGCUGGACGCCGACAUCGCCAAGGCGGCCGCCGACAUCGAGACGAUGGGCGCGCGGGUGGCCGAGUUGCAGGCGGACGUCGCCCGCUGGGGCAAGGACGAGGCGGCCGUCGGGGAGAUCCGCCGCAGCGAGCAGGCGGACUACGCCGCCACGCGGGACGAGUACGCGGGCGCCGUGGCCGUGUGCGACCGCGCUGUGAGCCUCCUGCGGUCCCUCGCGCACAAGGACCGUGCGAAGAAGGAGGCUCUCGUCGCGCACAGCGUCAAGGUCGCCUCGCGGGAGCUGCGCGCCGGCGCGGCCGCCAAGGCCAACCUGUCGACCUUCGACGCGGCCAUGCGGGCGGACGUGGUGCAGUUCAAGGCCUCGGAGGCGCGGCGGCGGGAGGCGGAGCGGCGCGCGCAGGACCAGCAGGCCGCCCGGAGCUGUACGACGAAGCGCGGCAAGCCGCUCAUCAACUUCGGGACCUCGCUCAAGUGCCAAGGGUGCAGGCUCCACAAGAAGGACGUGUACGGCGGGCCUGUGCCGCCGAAGGAGCCCUCGAUGCGGGCCCCAGCCAAGGGCAAGAAGCGGGCCCCGUGGACGGCCGAGGGCAAGCUCGAGGGCGAGCUCGCGGCCAUGCGGGCGGAGCUCGACGCUGCCAGGAAGAAGCUUCGUACGCAGGAGUCCGACCAGGGCGGGGCCGCGGCCAUGCACGUGGACGACGGCAAGUCAGGCGAGGACGCCUCGGCUGCGAGCGAGAUCAAGGUGUGCGAGGCAGGCCUGGCCACGCUCAAGGACGUGCAGCACGACUGGGCCACGGGCCCGCGGGAGGAUCUCAAGCGCAGGCUCGCCGCCGCCAAGGACAGGCUCUUCGCCGCCAAGCCGCUCCACGCGCGGGUGCAGGCGCUGGCCCACAGGCAGAAGAAUCUGGCGGACAAACUCAGCAAGAUGGAGCUGGCCGAGCGCGAGGCGGAGGACCGUGUCAAGAAGGCGCAAGACGAGCUGGAGCUCAAGCGGCAUGGUGUCAGAGAGCUCAAGGCGCAGCAGGUGGCCCUCCAGGCGGAGCAGUCGGCACUCCAGCAGCAGGUCCCAGUCGCGCCAGAGGAUCGUCCGCCUGGGCAGUCCAUGGAGCACGACGUCAUCAAGAACACGGGCGGCCUCACCCUCGGCGACCUGGCGCAGGCUCUCAGCGGUGCUCUGGCCGCUCACCCCGACGACACCAUGCAGACCGCGGGCGAUUUGCCGCAGCGGCUGGCCUCGGCGCUCGGCGGGCCCCUCCAGGAGCUCAUGCUGCGGCGGCAGCGCGAGCGGGCCGCCGCCACGGAGGCAGCGAGCGCCCCUCGCACCCCUGCAGCGUCCGUCGAGGGAGACGACGCCGCCGCCGCCGCGCAUGGCGCAGGCACUGCAGGCGGCGCCGCCCCUGCAGCCGCAGCGCCGCGCUGGGAUCCCGCCGCGAUGGAGCCCGAGAAGCUGCGGCAGACCAUGGCGGAGUUCUCGCCAGGGCCAGCAGAGGAGACCAGCGACGCCAUGCUGGCGCGCGCCACGGAGCUGGCCGUCAGGGGCACUAUCACUACCAGCAACGUGACUUCCUGGGGUUCAUUGGCGCCGUGCCUAGAGACCCUCGAGUCGCACGUCGUUCUCGUCCAGGAGCAUCACCGACGGGACGAGGCGAAGCUCGCCGACCUGCAGCACGAGGUGCUGGAUCACGGGUUCGCGGGCAUCUGGGCGCCAGCAGUGGCAGGCCCCACCUCCGCGGAGGGCACUACGGGCGGCGUCGCGGUCUUGGCCCGCAAGAACAUCCCCGUCACGGCCCCGCCGCUGCUGCCCUCGGCGACACUGUGGCCAGGGCGACUGGUGGCCGCCCACGUGCACUGGGGAGUCCGUGGCGGCAUUGUCUUCGUGUCGGCCUACCUGGUCGACAGCGUUGGCAUGAACGACGUGAACCGAAGCAUCUUCGGCGCGCUCACUCGCUACCUCACGAAGCUCACGGCCUCGGGCAUCGAUUGGAUCGUCGGCGGCGACUUCAAUGGGCCUCCCAGCUGCCUGCCCCUGGCGCAGUUGGAAAAGGCGGGGGGCCUCUGGCUAGCGCCGUCGGCCGACACCUGCCGCCCACAGGCGGGCAGCGGCUCGGUGCUGGACUACUUUCUGGUCGGUGCAAACCUGGCCAGCCGCAUCUCGGCUCCGAGAGUGGAUGAGUUGGGCAUCACCUCCCCGCACCUCCCUGUCAACAUGGAGCUGCGUGCCGCCGACCUGGACAUGCGCGUGAGGAUCCCGAUCGCCCCCAGGGCGAUUCCAGCGGUGCCGCCCAUCGGCUGCAGCCGCGGUGUCGAGGACUGGGCGCCCACUUUGGCCCAGGUGCGCGCCACAACCAGCGCCGAGGAGCUGCCAGCAGCCUGGGACGCCGUCGUCAGCACCUUGGAGCAGGAGCUGUUGGACCGCUACGACCAGGUUGGCGAAGCGCGCAGGCGGUUCGAAGGACGUGCGGGGCCCAUUGCGACCAAGCUGGCGCCAGUCAAGUGGAAGCCGCAAGGGCAGCGUGUCCGAUUGGGGCCUGAUGUCAUCGCGGCCAAGGUCGCGGGCCGAUGGGCGCGUCACUUCAUGGGGGUCAGCGCGUUCCUCGCGAAGGCCAGCAGGAGGCUGCAAACCGCCAGCCUGCAGUGCUCCCUUGUCCCUGAGCAGUACCACGAGCUGGCGGACUUCGUCGCGAGGGCUUUGGAGUAUGGGCGCGUGGUUAUGGACAGCAAGAAGACGCUGGCACUGCUCCCGCAUUGGGUGAGGUCCUUCUUCGAGCAGGGCUUUCGCGUGAUCGGCAACACCGACUUCCUGGAGCAGGCGGGCCGCAUCGUCCAGUUCGCCAAGGACGCCCACGCGGACGCGCUCAAGGUCAGGCAGCAGAGCUGGAUCCAGUGGGCCAACGACAGCCUGCGGAACGGCGCUGGCAAGGCGCACCGCUUCACCAAGCUGCGGGCGAUGCAGGAGGUGCUGGCGCAAUGGCAGGGCACCCACACCGAGCUCACCACUGGACGGCUCGCCCAGACCUUCGUCCCGCAGCAGCAGGUCGCCAGCCAGCACCUGAUCUGCGACCGGGAGAUGAAGGCCUGGGAGGACGUCUGGUCGUGCCACAAGCUCGAGGCGCUGGAAAGGCCAGCUGACUUCGACGAAUGGGACGACCUCGAAGACCUCACCGUGGAGGCGCUGCAGCGGGCCGCCUGCAGCUUCCCCACCACCACGGCGCUCGGCCCAGCGCAGAUCGGUAUGCGCGCGCUCACCUUUCUCACGGACGACGGCGUUUACACCUGCGGCCAGCUCUUCAUGAAGUGCGAGGCGCUGGGGGCUUGGCCCAGCGAAAGGCUGUGGCACGCUAUGUGCCGCAUCCCCAAGGCCUCUGGCGGCUGCAGGCUGAUCACGCUGAUGCACUCGCUAAUCCGAUGGUGGUCGAGGGCUCGUGCCUCGACGUCCAAGGCGUGGCUGACGGCGCACCCCAAUGCCAGUAUUUGGGGCAUGGGCGGCGGCAGAUCUUCCUCCGACUCCGCCUUCGACCUCAACCUUGAGACGGAGGUAUCGGACUGCCUGGACGAGCACGUCGUAAUCGUCAUGCUGGACGCCUGGAAGUUCUUUGAGACGAUUAAGCCCGAGUGGCUACUCAUCGAGGCGCGGCUGCUGGGCAUGCCGCUGCGGUUGGUCUGGAUGUUGAUUGAGCUAUACAGGCAGCCGAGGCGGCUGCAAGCUUUCGGCUCGGUGUCCUACGCGGUCGUGUCACAUCAGGGCGUGCUCGCAGGAUGCACUCACGCCUGUGCCAUGGUCACCUUGCUCAUGUUCAGGCUGCUCGAGCAGGUGCGAGAUGCAGGCGUCACCCCGAGGGCCCUCAUCGACGACGUCACCUUGCAGUGGCGCGGGAGGCGGCUCUCGCAACUGGGCGUGCUUUGGGCGGCCACCACCAGGUUCCGCGAGGGCGCCCAGGAGCGAGGCAUUGUCGUGCAGCCCACCAAGUCGGGCUACUUGGUCUCAUCGGACGCGGCUGCUCGCGAGUGUGCCCGACACGCGGCGGCCCGCAAGCUGACCAAGAUGCGCUGGGCCCGCAACCUGGGGCACGAUCUGGGCGGGCGCAGAAUCGCUAGGCUCCAGACGGCAAAGCGGGUGCGGCAGCUCAAGGAGCGGCGCGGCAAGUUGGCAGCUUUCAAAGGGGAUACGGCGAUCAACCUCCUCACCACGUGCCCGAAGGACGUCAGGAUGCAUCUGACCGGCGGCGUGCAACGCUGGCAGGCGAGGCAGAUCGCGGCGCACCACCGCCAGCACGGCGAGGUCAAGCCUUGGGUGCGGGCCAUGCGGCUCUGCGUGGGCGACGGGCGCGCGGCGUUGGCGGAGGGCCCGUCGGCCACCAGCCUGCGUCACCACUGGGCGACGGUGGCCUGGACGCAACAGGCCCAGCACGACCUUGGGCUGGCGGCGGCGCCGAAUUGCAGGGCCUGCGGACAUCCGUCCGACUCGCCUGGGCACAGAUUUUUCGGCUGCGAGGUACUCGUGCAGCCGCUCACAGAGGAGGAGCAGGACGAGCAGCUGCCGCCCGAGCCGAUGCAGGCCAUCCGCACCUUCAUGUGCGACAAAGGCCUGCAGGAGGGCGGCAGCUUCGAGAGCGCCGACUUCCAAAUGUGCUUGCCCUGCAUGCCGCCAUUCGUGCCGCCCGCCGCGGAGCAGGCCGAGGUGAAGUUCUGGGGCUGCUGGCCUAGCCAAGGGGCGGACACGGCUUCCUGCAGCAACGCCGUCUUCACCGAUGGCUCAGCGCGGCCUGAAGUGAGAUGGAUCCCCGCGCAUCAGGACAUGGAUGCGUACUUGGACCGAGGCCUCCACCCGCUGCUGUACUCUGGCAACAUGUGGGCCGACUGGUUCGCUCGGCAAGGAGCCAUGCAGCACACCGUGUCGAAGGUGUACGAGGAGUUCUACAACAUCGAGCUGCAACACUACAAGAGCCUGGCAAAGUACGUCGGCUGGGCGAUGCAGAGGACGAUGCACGCAGGCCGCUGGGAUGCGCCCGAGCAGACAGCCCGCCCGCCAAAGGUGCCCAAGGUGCAGGCGGCGACUGUGAUCAGCCACUCCCUGGUUCGCCUGAACGGGACGGCGGUGGUGCUGUGCCGCGCUUGCUGCAGGCAGACCAGCGGGCAGACGGGGCCCACAUGGACGCAGUUCGCGCGUUCAGCUUGCGAGGCCAGCCAGUACACCGCGCUGCGGGCCGAGGCCAUCAUCGCGCACGUCGGCGCGCAGCCCAUUGUGGUCUCGGAGGCGGGCGAGUUCGCUAUGCAGGCGAUCGAGCGCGCGGCGUGCCCCGAAGAUGCGGGGCCCAGGCCAGCCGAGCCUGCCCCCUGGGGCUCAGGGGACGGCACCAUCGAGAUGCAGGGGCACAGGCUGAGGCGCGCAGGGCCCACCAUCUACUGCGAGGUAUGCGUGGCGUGGGCGGCGACAGGCUCCUCACUGGCCCUGGCUGCGCCCUGCGCUGGCCCGCCCAGCGCCGAGGGCAAGAACCAGCGCACCUACCUGUCCAACCUCAGGGCGCGGCUCAAGAAGCUCAGCCAAGGGCUGCACCCCAAGACAGGAAAGGUGCUCACUUGGGGAGGUGCAGGCGAGGCUCCAGACGGCCCCAGAACAUGGGCCACAGCGGCGGCCAGCGCGGCCGCGGGCGACAUGGCCUCUGGGGGCGACGGCGCUGCAGAGCGGCCAAGCGGCAGGCACGCGCAGAAGGAACAGGGCGAGGCGACCAGGCCUGGCCAGGACCACGAGACGCGCGAGGUGCCUGCAGGGGCUGGAGGUUCCGACGCAGUCCAGACCAAGAAGCCUGCUUGGCGGGUGCGACGGCAGGAGCUCCUGGAACGGAUGCAGCGAAGGCAGCAGCAUCUGCUAGCCGAACGUGGUCCAGCAGCCGCCAGCGGCGCGCAGCGUGAUGAGGGAGACAUGGCCGACGGCAGCUUGCCCUCGGCCUAUGGAGCGCACCAAUGCCCCGACGGGGGCACCACUGGACUGGUGACGCUCCAGCCGCCGCCAGCUGCCCCAGACGUGGGGGUGGUCGAUGCCUGUCUGGCGGCGGGGCCGUCGCGGCUGCCUGCGCCCUUGAGGUGUGACCUGGCACACGAGGUGACGCUGACCACGGACCACCAGGAGGGCGCCGUGACCAGCCCUCAGGACAUGAGCAGCCCGCCGCAGCCGUUCUCGACUACCGAUAUGGCCAGCACCAGGGGUGGCAGGGGACCUGCAAAGUGCGGUCGCGAAUGCGGCCCCGCCCUGAGUGCUGGCAGGUCUGACAACUCGCAGCGGGCGCUGCCAGGCAUGGCCAGUGACAAGGGUGGCAGGAGGCCUGCAAGCCGCGACCCUGAGUGCGGCCCCACCUUGGGCACUGGCGGCGACGGCAGCCAGGCCCACCGCGUGCGGCGACGAUUUACGGCCUGGGCCAGGGGUGGCAGGGGACCUGCAAUGUGCGUGCGUGAGUGCGGCCCCGCCCUGAGCCCAGGAUGCGACGAGGACCGCGACGGCAAGGGUAUGGCCAGCGCCAGGGGUGGCAGGGGACCUGCAAAGUGCAGUCCUGUGCGCGGCCCCGCCCUGGGCACUGGCAGCGGGUCUCUGGAAGCGGCGUCGCCUGAGGAGGACCAGCGGCAGCCGCAGCUGGCUUCUGGGGAGGCGUGUCCACGUGCAGCUACGGCUGGUGCCAGGGGUGGCAGGGGACCUGCAGUUUGCGGUCCUGAGUGCGGCCCCGCCCUGAGCACCAGCACCCACCCCGAGCGGCGACGGAUUACGGCCUGGGCCAGGGGUGGCAGGGGACCUGCAAUGUGCGUGCGUGAGUGCGGCCCCGCCCUGAGCCCAGGAAGCGACGCGGACCGCGACGGCAUGUGCAUGGCCAGCACCAGGGGUGGCAGGGGACCUGCAAGUGCCGACCGUGUGUGCGGCCCCGCCCUGAGUGCUGGCAGAGUUGCGGUGGCUCGGCCUGAGCCAGCGCAGCCGAGGCGCAGCGUCGCGCCCAGGCUUGAGCUGCAGGUCGCUGGAUGGGCGCGGUACUGGACCCAGGCUCCCGAGGUCGGCGAGACGAUGGAGUGCUACAGCGAGUGGCUCGACCACUGCGUCGGCUACGUCACGCAGAUCCUGUCCCAGCCGCGCUUCGCCACCAGGCUGCGGGCGCGUGGGAGGACGGCCGAGGAGAUGGCCGAGGAGAUCUGCGAGCGGGCCUGGGGGACUGGCAUGCCCGCGAGGCGGGCCUACUACAGGUGGCGCCACACGCUGACGCGGUCGCAGAGGAUCGUGUCGGACUGCAUGCGGCGCUACGACUACGUGUGCCUGCGGACGUGGCUGGCCGAGCUGCGGGCUGUCUGCUGGCUGGAGCGGAUGUCGUGGCUUGUCCUGCCACCUGACUGGCCGUCAAGCCGUGCGAAGGCGGCAGUGGCCUCGCGUGGUCUGCCGGGGCCUCGCUCGCCGCAGUUCGUCAGGAUGCCGUUCCUCGAGAGGCUGGCCCCGUGGGUAGGCGAGGGCCCCGCAGCGUGGCUGGCGCUGGCGGUUGCCGCGCGCGCGGGGGACUUCCGCGGCCGGCGCGCCCAGGCGCGCAGGUGCUCGGCCGGGGGCGCAGACGAGGCGUCGCGCGCCUCAGGUCCGGCUGUCAUCCUGAACCUCUCGGAGGUCCGCGCGCAGGCGGCGGAGGACGGGCGCGACGUGCAGGCGCGGGGGCUGGCCGCGGAGGUGCGGGCGCUGGGCGCGUCCUCGCGGGCGCGGGCGGAGAGGGACGCCGCCGUCGCGGCGCUGGACGAGGCCUCUCAGCGCGAGAAGGUGGCGGGCGCCAGCGGCCCGCUCGUCGCGGCCGACUUUCCGUACCUUCCACGCCGCUCGCGGGCGCCGGCGCUGCUGCAGCUGAACGGCUCGGAGGAGCCGAACCCCCUGCUGUUCAAGGAGGCGCCCGUCGCGUACGGCUACCAGGCCAGGUCCAAGGAGCGGGGCGGCGUGCUGGAGAUGCUCCUCGAGCUCCGCGCCAGGUUCAUCGAGGAGCAGACCGACCUGGAGAAGGAGGAGCUCGGGGCGGUGCACGCCCACGAGGCCCUGCGGCAGAGACUGCACGGGCAGGUCUCGCAGGCGGAGUCGGAGAUCGAGUUCAAGCAGAAGCGCGUGGCGGAGCGCCAGGGCGAGCUCGCCGCGGGCCAGGGCGAGAAGGUGGAGCUGGAGGUCGCACUGGCGGACGACCAGAAGUACCUGGGGGACCUCCGCGGCCUCUGCGCGCAGAAGGCCCUGGACUUCGAGGCGCGGCAGAAGAUCCGCGCCGAGGAGAGCCAGGCGCUCGCGAAGGCCGUCGAGGUCUUGACGGGCAGCUUCCCGGCGGAGCCGGCAGCCGCUGCGGCCAGCCCCGGGGUGGCUCUCGUGCAGGUCGGGCGCGGCGGCGGGGCGGGGCCCGAGCAGCAGCGGGCGCCGCCGAUCCAUGCUCGCCGCGCGAGCCGCGGCUCUCGGCAGCCGCGACCUGGCUGCGGCGGCGAGGAGCGCCAAGGAUCAGAGGUGAAGAAGAUGAUCCGGGACCUCAUCACCAGGAUGAUGGAGGAGCUGCACGCCAUGGCGGAGCACGAGGGCUGGUGCGACACGGAGAUGGGCACCAACGCUCUCACCCGGCGGGACAAGGCGGAGGCCGCGGACGAGGCGGCCGCCGAGCUGGACAGGCUGGAGAACAAGAGGGUCAGGCUGGCGCAGGACGUCGAGGACAUUCAAGAGGAGAUCGGACAGCUGUCCGCCGCGCUGGCAACGGCGACCGAGGAGCGCGCAGGCGAGAAGGCGGAGCACGAGAAGGCCGUGGAGGAGGCCAAGGAGGGACAGAGCGCCGUGGCGCAGGCGCUGGCAGUGCUGCGCGACUUCUACGAGCGCAGCGCGGAGGCCACGUCGCUCACGCAGGAGGCGAGGUCGGGGCAGUCGCCGACCGAGGACGCGCCAGAGACCUGGACCUCCUCGUACAGGGGCCAGGGCCAGUCGGCGAGCGUCCUCGCCAUGCUGGAGGUGGUCCAGGCGGACUUCGAGCACCAGCAGGUCACGGCGGAGACCGCCGAGAUGGAGGCCGUCGCCGCGUACAAGAAGUUCGCCGCCGACUCCGAUAGGGAGGCGGCGGUGCUCCGGACCACCCUGGAGGCGAAGCAGCGGAAGGCGCAGGAGGCGGAGUCGCUCCAGGCCUCCACGCGGCGCUCGCUGGACCAGACGCAGAGGGAGCUGGAGGCGGCUAACAUCUACUACGAGAAGCUCAAGAGCGCAUGUCUCGCCAAGGUCGACUUCGACGAGCGCAACCGAAAGCGAGAGGAGGAGAUAGAGUCCCUCACGGACGCCUACAAGGUCCUGAGCGGCGAGGACCUGCCGUCCGUCCAGGAGAUGAAGGCGGAGCAGAUCGGGUCGCCGUGA
Messenger RNA from Prorocentrum cordatum, 9618 nucleotides. NCBI's taxonomy places the organism in Eukaryota, Dinophyceae, Prorocentrales, Prorocentraceae. The record is from the annotation of a GenBank genome assembly.